AUGGUGGACCUGGGUGGGGCUGGGCUGGGGAGAGGCCCCGAGGGAUGCGCUGGGCUGUGGGCAGAGCUGGAGUACUCUCGCACCCCAUGGCCUCCUCCACCGGGUGAAGAGAAGGUGGAAAUUUGCCUAGCCGACUGCAUAGGCCACAUCAAGUCCAAUCUGCCCCAGUGUCACACAGACAAGGACUGUUUGGGGCAAAAGAAAUGUUUUUACCUGAACUGUGGCUUCAGGUAUGUGAUUCCUGUGAAUAAACUAAAUGGAGCCUCUAUCUGCCCCAUGAAAGCACAAGGGAAUCAGUCUUUCACCGAGGAGUAG
This is a messenger RNA of Galeopterus variegatus (Sunda flying lemur), 315 nucleotides long. RefSeq names its product WAP four-disulfide core domain 12 (gene WFDC12). The record is from RefSeq and is a predicted model, not a curated record. Lineage: Eukaryota; Metazoa; Chordata; Mammalia; Dermoptera; Cynocephalidae.